Molecule: messenger RNA, 520 nt
Organism: Ceraceosorus bombacis
Lineage: Eukaryota; Fungi; Basidiomycota; Exobasidiomycetes; Ceraceosorales; Ceraceosoraceae
Source: the annotation of a GenBank genome assembly
AUGGCCGCUGCGGAGACUUCUUCUCCACACGUGAAGCAACACCAAUACUGCUCAGCGCUCAGACCAGCUCUGCGUCAAAGUUGCAAGAGUGCAAACCAGCAUUUGCAAUCUGAGCGUACAGCUUACGCUUCUUCUGACACAUUUGAUCACCUGCAAGAGCGAUAUCGAGACCGUCUUGAACACCUGCCUUAAGAUGGACGACACUGCCAGCACGAGCCAGAACCUGCUCAAAGAGGUACACUUGCAGCAGAAAACCACCUCAUGGUCUACGUGGGUGCUGCGUGUAUUCCUGGCAAUUGUGUUCAUCAACCAGAUCAAGAUCAUGAACAAUCAGGAGGAGCUUUCGAAGGCCUUACAAAAGCUACAACAAGGCCAAGCACAAGCUAUGUCCCCGCAAUGCUCGCUCAUGGACGCAUUCUGGCCGUUGUCUGUCUUGACGGACUCAAGAUUGACCGCCAAGGCCCAAGCACAAUCCGGUCGUCCUCAAAGCGGUCGCCCUGUGCAAGGCAAAGCACGUUGA